This is a messenger RNA of Spizellomyces punctatus DAOM BR117, 775 nucleotides long. RefSeq lists its product as uncharacterized. Lineage: Eukaryota; Fungi; Chytridiomycota; Chytridiomycetes; Spizellomycetales; Spizellomycetaceae. The coding region runs from base 115 to 615 and encodes 166 amino acids. The transcript is spliced from 2 exons. The record is from RefSeq and is a predicted model, not a curated record.
UCAAGCUUGGCACAGUCAUCCAAGGGAGGAUUACACAAGCCCUUCCUUGAGGACUCACCUGGUCAGCCUCUUGACCUUCAUCGUCCCCAUCAAAACACUAGAACAACGACGGAAAUGAGCGACCUGAAAGACAAACUCGCAGAAUAUCUUCCCCCAAAGUCCGCCAAACCCACCAAUGCGUCCAUCCUUUUUCCGGAGCUCCAACGCGAGCUGGAAGCUGAUCCGACAUUGGCAAAGAAUUUGAAGGGAUUGUUUAUUGUCACGGUUUUACAAAAGGGAGUGAAGAAGGAUGAAUGGUUUCUCCUCUUCAAAGGCAUAAACACCAAGCCGGUGAUCUCGCAAACCCGCCCCACCCUUCCAGCGCCCUCCAAAACCCCCCUCCCAGUAAUUUUAGUUGAGAUUGAGGACGCAGAUAUUCUCAACUUUAUCACCGGGGGACUGCCUGCUCUGAAAGCAUACACUUCGCAACGCGUGCGUAUCGUUGGCGAUUUGCUACUCGCACAACAAUUGGAGGAUGUGUUUUCCAAGGCAGGUGGGCCUGAGAAAGCCAUGAAGUAUUUGGAGAGAGUGACCGGAAAAAAGGUUUCGGGCAAGCGCGUCCGUGCCAAUUUAUAAAUGUUGAAAUACUUGUAUGUUGGGAGACGAAAAGGAAGAUGAAGAGACUACCAAAUACAUUUCUUCGCCAACGUUUGCGACAUUUAUAAUUUGAGUAAAUGUGAUACAUUUGUUCUAAGCGUUCGAGUAAUCCAUAUCCAUCUAGGAAUCUACAUUCCUG